AUGUCAGAAGUUGAGGAACUGAUAGUAAAACUACAGCAAAAUGCACAGUUAUCCUCCCGCGGAAGAGCAAUAGAAAGGGAUUGCUUUAUAACGGAUAAGAGUGGAAAGGAGAGAAAGAUCCAGAGCUGGAAGUUUAAUGAGUGGGAUUACGGUAAGAACAACAUCACUCUACCGUGUAACGCUCGAGGACUUUUUAUUUCUGCCGAUGGUAUAGGACAACCAAGGAUUAUGGCAAGAGGAUACGAUAAGUUUUUCAAUAUUGACGAGGUCGCCAAAACUCAUUGGGACUGGAUCAAAGAUAAUACACAGGGACCCUAUGAGGUUUCUGUGAAGGCUAACGGCUGCAUUAUAUUUAUAUCAGGACUGGAAGAUGGUACUUUGGCUGUCUGCUCCAAACAUUCAAUUGGUCACCGUGACGACGUCGACAGAAAUCAUGCUGAAGCGGGUGAGAAAUCUUUACUAGAUCAGCUAGCGAAGAUUGGGAUGGAUCCAACAACUCUGGCAUUGGAUUUGUUUUCUCAAAACAUCACGGCAGUUGCAGAAUAUUGUGAUGACUCCUUUGAAGAGCAUAUCUUAGAAUACGUGGGAGAACGGAGUGGCCUGUAUCUGCACGGUGUUAACAUGAACACGAGCGCAUUUCACACAUGGCCACUCUCAAAAGUGAACGAGCUGGCGAACAGAUAUAAUUUCAAGAAAGUGGAAUGUUUGACGUUUGAUUCAAUUGAAGAAUUACAGAACUUAUUCAACGAGUGUUCAAAGACAGGCGUGUACCAUGGAGUGGAGAUCGAAGGGUUUGUUAUCCGAUCACAUUUACAGCAAGACGAUAAAGCUUCGUUCUUCUUCAAGUAUAAACUUGAAGAGCCUUAUCUGAUGUAUAGACAGUGGAGAGAAGUUACCAAGGACUACAUCAAUACGAAAUCACGAGUCUUCAAAUUCAAGAAGCAUAAAUUUAUCACAAACAAGUACCUCGAUUUUGUGAUUCCAUUAUUAGAUAAUGAUGCAACACUGUGUGAAAACUAUCUCAAGGGGUUUGGAAUAAUCAAGCUGCGCAAUUUGUUUUUGAAAUCUUACGGUAUGACAGGUUUUGAAAUAUUGAACAGUGAAAAAAUCAACGAGCUAGAAAAUAAAAAUGCGAUCGACUAUGAAAAAGUGGAUGAAAACACCAAGUUUUUAAUAUUCCCAAUCUCUGUAAUAGGAUGUGGAAAGACUACAACUGCGAUUACUUUGAAGAACCUUUACCCAGAAUCGUGGGCCCAUGUUCAAAAUGACGAUGUUCAUGGUAAAGAUAAAUCACAGCUAAUGAAGAGAUCGUUAGGGCAAUUAAGCAAAGCUGGAGUAAAGUGUGUUUUUGUUGAUAGAAAUAACCAUCAAUUUAAGGAACGCCAACAACUUUUCCAAUGGUUGAAUGAUCUGAAGGAGGACUUCUUGCCAUAUAAUCAAAAUAUCAAGGUGAUUGGUGUUUCAUUUGCGCCAUACGAUAAAAUGGAUAAGAUCAAGACUGUAACUGUAAAAAGAGUUUUGGAAAGGGGUGAUAACCAUCAAACUAUCAAGCUACAGAAAUAUGGUGAGCAAAAAAUCGUUGGUAUCAUGAGUGGGUUUUGGAGGAGAUACCAACCUGUUGUCAAGGAUAAAUCACCCGAUAACUUGUUUGAUUUACUUAUAGAGUUGCCAUACAAUGAAGUAAAUUCGUCUUUGAUUAAUACCAAGAUCAUCCUUGAAAAUUUACAUAGGGAAUACCCCAUCCUAGUGCCUGAGAUCCCUGAUGAAAAUGCUAUUAAGAGUAGUUUUGAUCUUAGCUUGGAGCACAAGAUCCCUAUAAAACCAGGAUCAUCGACCCCAAAUACAAAGGAGAAGAAGAAUAAACCGGCAAAAAAAGAUCCCUUACUCAAACCAAAAAAACUCAAGCCAGUAUACUUUUCUGCCAAUGUUUCUGUCGACUUGGUUAAAUCUGCUAUUGAUACUUUAAUAAUGCAAAAUUUAGGGAAGAUUGCUGAAGAGGGAAAUCAAUACCUGACUUCCCUGUUUGCGGAAGACAAAUUUCAGAAGGCAUUCCAUGUUACGCUGAGCCACCGAGCUCAAAGUAGUUCUAAUAGUGGUGACGAGAGGGGAAAAAGGAACUGGGAACGGUACACAAAGCACUACGAGCCCAUAAUCAAGAUGUCUGAAAGUACUAACAAUUCACAGGAAAAUACCGCAUUGCCCAUAAGAACUGGGGACAUUGUUAGUAUGAGGUUAUCAAAGUUGAUUUGGGAUGACAAGAUUGUCACUAUUAUUGUCGACUUAUUGGAAAAUACAGACAAUUCGAUAGCUGUGAGAUCCGCUGAAAGAGAGGUAAUAAAUGGACUCAAUUGUACAAACCUGAUUCCUCAUAUAACUAUUGGGAUAUUGCAGGAUGGUGUGAAGGCGUAUUAUUCCAACGAACUGUGUAACAAGAUUGCCAGUGGUGGAAAUACUUCUGGCUGUUUCGAAUUGAAUUUCGUUGAUUCAAAGGUCUUUGAUGCCGAGGUGUAUAUAAACUUAUAG
Molecule: messenger RNA, 2523 nt
Organism: Huiozyma naganishii CBS 8797
Lineage: Eukaryota; Fungi; Ascomycota; Saccharomycetes; Saccharomycetales; Saccharomycetaceae
Gene: TRL1
Product: tRNA ligase
Exons: 1
Coding region: 1-2523 (840 amino acids)
Biological process (GO): tRNA splicing, via endonucleolytic cleavage and ligation
Cellular component (GO): nuclear inner membrane
Molecular function (GO): ATP binding; phosphoric diester hydrolase activity; GTP-dependent polyribonucleotide 5'-hydroxyl-kinase activity
Source: RefSeq, a predicted model, not a curated record